Molecule: messenger RNA, 1989 nt
Organism: Homalodisca vitripennis (glassy-winged sharpshooter)
Lineage: Eukaryota; Metazoa; Arthropoda; Insecta; Hemiptera; Cicadellidae
Product: probable E3 ubiquitin-protein ligase sinah
Exons: 2
Coding region: 1180-1953 (257 amino acids)
Biological process (GO): proteasome-mediated ubiquitin-dependent protein catabolic process; multicellular organism development
Cellular component (GO): cytoplasm
Molecular function (GO): ubiquitin protein ligase activity; ubiquitin conjugating enzyme binding
Source: RefSeq, a predicted model, not a curated record
AGGGAACCUAUAAAGUUCAAAGAAAGUAUAAGAAAUAGAAAGAAAAAUGAGAAACAAAUUUCGAAAAAAACUUUAGAAACCGGGUGUUUACAAUGUGCCAAUUAUGUACAUCGGCACUGUUGUAACAAAUAAUUCAUUUACGUUACAGACAAUAAACAGUGUUCAUAUGAACAAAGUUCCUGUUUGCCUAGAAAUAUUUGUUUAUUCAUAUAUAUAUAGAAUGUCUCCUAAAAGGUGUCAAAUUCUCUUUUUUGAGGUAAAAUAUACUGUAGUUUAGAGAGGUGUAGGUCGUGAUAAAAUGAAAAUUUCUAUGACAAAAAUAAAAUUGACUGAUUGCCUUCUACAGAGGUCCAGCCUGUCCAUAGAGCAACGGACAAACACAUGUCAAAACAUAAAUUUACAAAUGGGGCAUCCUGCUUUCAGAGGAAAACUUUUGAUAGAAACGUUGGGAUAUAUCUUGUUCUUCAGAGAACAGUCUUAGAUAAAAGCUUGCCAGGGUAUGAACUGCCAAGAAGUGGAUGAUGCUCCUCUCCAGAAGACGGACCGAUGGAAGCUUGCAACAAUCAUAAAUGUGACAAGAGAAUCAUACUUUUUGUCAGAAGAUAAACUUUAGUAAAAAACCUGACAAAUACAUGAACUGACAAGGUAUCCUGUAAACUUUCCAGAGAACAGAGUAAUAAAAACAUGAAUCGAUAACUGUAUCGUCCUAUUCUUCAGAGGGUCAGACUUUAAAGAAGUCUUGUCAGAAAACAUGAACCAACAAGGGAAUUAUUCUGUUCUCCAGAAGAUAAAAGUUGACAAAACUUUGCCAAAAGAAAAAUUAUUUGUUGUCAAGGGAUCGAAAUGUCACAGAAGACAGCCUUUUACCCAACCUGGAGGCGCCAAAACGAAAAUUGAAAGAUACAAAAAAUUGAAUGGUUGCAUUCUUGAGAGGUAACAGCAGAUCUUUCAUUAAUUUUGGAACCUAUAAACAUUUGAAGCUUAGGUAUCUUUUGCAAACAAGGCAUAUAUUUUUAAUAGACAUUGUUAUGUAAUCAUUUAUAUCAAGUUUUUUUCCAACCCACCAGAAGUAUUGUGGCCUGAUAAGCUAAUCACUAACCUCAACCCGCGAUACUUCAAAUCCCUUGUGCAUUUAAUUCCGUCAGAUUUAAUUUAAAAUCUGAUAGAUCCACAUGGAAGAUGACAUGGCUUCAAUCCGCAUUUAAACUGGAGAGCGUGCCUCAGGAUGUGGUGACCCAAAGUUUGCGAUCGGUGCUGGACAUUGUUCGAUGUGCCAUUUGCUUGGACACUGUCAGACCGGAGAUCGUCCAAUGUAUCAAGGGACACCUCUUGUGUGGAGAGUGCAGACAAGACUUGGAAAUCUGCCCCACCUGCAGACAACCCUUCAAUGGUGUCAAAACCCACCCACUCCUGUUUCAGUUAUUGGACGCACUACCUCAGCAGUGUCGGUAUGACGACUGCAGGAUAUAUGUGGAAGAUGGUGAUUGCCACGAGGUUUGGUGCGGUUUUCAACCGACCCAGUGUCGGAUAUCGGACUGUGAUUGGGUCGGGCCAAGCCAUCAAAUCUAUUCUCAUAUUCAUAAAGACCACCCGAACGAGAUCAUUUUGAACGAGAGCAAUCCAAAAAUGAAAUUACGCUACUCUGGUCGUAUUUCACCACAGAUUGAAGAAUGCUUUUAUCCUAUAAUGGCAUUUGGGCAAUUCUUUUGGAUGGAGACGAAUAGUAACGAUACAGCGUCUACGAUCUCGUUCCAUAUAGUGCCCAACGGCAAACCGCACGAGGACUACUUCUUUGAACUGCAGUUUAAGUCUACAAAUCAUUCUUUACAGUCAAAAGUCAAGUUUCAUUUAGAAUGUCAAGAGAUGAACUUUGUUUACUUGCCAAAUGCUUGCCUGAGAUAUCAUUUUAGUAUUAAUGGGUUCAUUUGCAAUUUGUAUGUUACUAAAAGUUAGUAUUUGUAAAUCAAAUAUACUGUGUUAUCACUAUUA